Messenger RNA from Drosophila mojavensis, 1264 nucleotides. Its product is annotated as probable serine/threonine-protein kinase DDB_G0281745. The record is from RefSeq and is a predicted model, not a curated record. Bases 181 to 939 code for a protein of 252 amino acids. NCBI's taxonomy places the organism in Eukaryota, Metazoa, Arthropoda, Insecta, Diptera, Drosophilidae. The transcript has a single exon.
UCAGUGCUUUGUCACAAGCCCAGCAAGCCCUGCUGUAGCCGUUCGAGCAUUAUGUGCGUGUCCGUAUUAGUUUAUCCAGUCUGUAAACACAUCUCGUUUGAAAAUAAGCCAGGAAGCGCGUAGACUGUUAGACUGUUCCUUUCUCAUUUUUCUUGCACGAAUUUCUUAACAGUUGCCCAGAUGAGGAUGGAAGACCCGGUUGUGUCCAUCUACGAUAUGCUGAUGAAGCGCUACCGACAGCAGCGCCGAGAUGACCACCAGCAGCAGAAGGAGACUCCGCCCAAUCGCCAGGCCAGUCGCGAUCUACGUCAGCCCUACGCAGCUCUACAGCAGCCCCAGGCAGGGGUCCAGUUGAGUGCAGACAAGAAGCCCAGGCCGCGGCUGGCUCGUCCGCGCCUUGCCGGGGACAGCUUGACUGGCGGAAAGAUGUCCACGAAUGUGGUGACAGCCACCCACCUGACCAAGAAGCAGUCGGGUGUCCUGCUGCAGCCGCCGCUCAAGAAGGAGGUGCUCAAUCAGCUGGUGGCCAAGAUGAGUGGCAAGCAGACGCCGGCUGCAGCUGCUGUUGCUACUGCCACAGCAGCUCCAGCGAAGCCGUCGACCUCAUUGAACAAGAAGCGUUCGAAGACUGGCAAGGCCUUGAAGUCGUCGCACGGCAGCGAAUCCAGCAAUCGUCGCACUAGGCUUGUGCUCUCUCCGCGCAAUACCAAUCGGCAACUCAGGUCUCAGAGCAAGCGAGAUAAGUCUAAGAUAAACAAUGAACUGAAGCAGCAGCAGCAGCAGCAGCAGACACCGCCGCCACCGCCGCCGCCGCAGCAACGUCGACCCAAGAAUCCGGAAUCGGAGCGACAGAAGGUUCGUCUACGGUCUCGUCUCUCCAAGUUUUCUGUGACGGCAAACGACCAAAGUGCUGACAAUGCCGUCCGAUGCCGCCUCUAGGCGUUAUACUAUGCAUAUAACGUCUCCAGGCGUUAUAUACUAUAUAUAUAUAUAUAUAUGCAUACCAUUUAUAUAUAUAUAUAGCUAUAUGUAUUUAAGUAUUUACGUAUUCAAUCUGCAAAUUGCGAGUGUUGCCGUCAGCCCAACCGUGUUAACGAGUUCAGUUGUUUUGUUGCAUUUUGGAGCGCGCUUCCAUUUGCCAAUCGAUGGGUUUGCAAAGUCUGUUGGUUAACAUGUGGACAGGCGCUGCAAAAUCCUUUUGUCUUUAAUCUUUCGAACGGAAAAGAGAGCCAUAAAAAUUUAAAUUAAAUCGUAUCGGAAGUAA